Molecule: messenger RNA, 1798 nt
Organism: Thunnus maccoyii (southern bluefin tuna)
Lineage: Eukaryota; Metazoa; Chordata; Actinopteri; Scombriformes; Scombridae
Gene: ccdc197
Product: coiled-coil domain-containing protein 42 homolog
Exons: 11
Coding region: 11-1168 (385 amino acids)
Source: RefSeq, a predicted model, not a curated record
ACAAACAAACAUGACGACUUCUCCCCUUCCUUUCUUAGACACCAGCGACCCCCGUCUAAAGCUCAGGGUGGAAAACAGAAGGAGAAACAUUUUUGUAACACAGCCGGAAGACACCAGGCAUAGAGAGGAGGAAAAUGUCAAUCUCAUACCAGUUGUAACAGAGACUUCUAGCAGAGUCCUUGAGGCAGGAGUGAACACUUUGCAAAAGACCCUGGUUCUGAGGAAACAGGCUGAGUUGGAAGAGGUGGACAAACAGCUCACACUCAAAAGGCAAGAAUUUAAGAGCUGUGUGCAGGUGCUAACUCAGAGAAGAUCUGAACUGGAGAUGAAACAACAGCAGACUAAAGAGAGGGCGAUGAAAUUUGAAAAGUUUGUGGCUGAAAAUGAAGCGAAGCGACGUCAAGCGCUGAAGAAGUAUGAGGCUGCACAGGAGCAGAACAUUUUGAAGCAGAGAGAGAUCGAGGAGCUGACGACACAGCUGAAACAACUUAGAGCCAGACAGCAAGUUUUAAAGGAGAGGAUGGCAAAAUACAAAAUCUAUGAAGAUUACUUGAUGAAAACACUUGAUUAUCUUCCCAGCAAUUACCUUGAGAAUGGGUCUGAAUCUCUGGUUAUGCCCAUCAUUCGGCGCCAUGAGACGCUGUCCAUCACCCACCAGGAGCUGCUGCAGCGUUUGUGGCAUCUGGAGGAGGAGGUGGAUCAGGGCCAGCGACAGCUGCAGACCAUGAAGCAGGAUCACAGCAUAAAAAAACUGAUGGCCAACAAGGAACUUUCUGAACUCCAGAGUGAGUUAGAGAGCCUCAAAGAGAAGAACAAGCAGGCAGAGGUUAACCUGCUGAUGGAGCAAGGCCAGUCCAGACAGAAGGUUGAAGAAGAGGGCAGCUUACUCAUGGCCAUCAACAACCUUGCAGAGCAGUGUUAUCUGCCAGCAUAUGGACCUCUGGAAAACAUGAACGUAUUGAUGAUGAUGGACAUGGUGAAGGAGUACAUUCUAGACAAGGCAGAUACAGAGAAGAGAGCCAGGAGACUGAUGGAGUCUGGGUCUGCAGUGACGAGUAGAACCGCUCUGACAGACAAAAGAGAGAGGACAUCGAUGAAAAGCAUCGGCAGCAAAACACAAAUCAAAAGUCCAAGUAAAGUCAGCAGGAAGAGUGAGACAUUUAGUUGAUGUAGAAAUGUUAUGAUGUAUAAUGGCUUGUAGCAAUUUAAGAUUAUAAAGCAUGAAAGUUCAUUCUUGACUUUGGAACAGUAGUUUGAAAAAAAUCUUGACAGAAGGUUCAUUUACUAUUAAAAUGGAGAACAAGACAACUUUGUGUCAAUUUGGCAAAUGACAUCCACUGAUGAAGCUCUGGUAGAAGUUAUAGGAAAUAGACUUUGUAUUAAGAUUUUUUUGUCAAACUAAUACAUGAUUGGUUUGACUGUUUUUAUAACAGAGUUUCAUUGUGUUAAUAAUGCUAUGCACUAAACUGUGCACUCAGUAGAUUAUGAAAUGAGAAAAACUGUUUUACACGAGGUAAUCAGGUUUAUUGGAGUAUCAGAACUUUGGAAAUGUUUAUUAAUGAAAUGUAACUUGUUGAAUUUUAAAAUAAAAAUAAAAUCACAAUUAAAUGAUGCUGUGAGACCAACUAAUUCUCAUCAAAACAAUGUGAAUACAGCAACGUGCAAUUGCAGAGAGACUCAGGCUUUUCUACUCUGUCUCUUCAUUAAUCAGGAAGGACUGUCUGGACUAUGGACUGUCUGACCCCAGCCUGACCUUGAGGAGGGCUAAAUUUACCCAACAAUUGUACCAAAGUACAAU